AUGGUGUCUAGUAUCCACAAAUUUGCCCAGCAAUUGGGGUCUAGUCAUGUGGUCAUGGGCCAUGCAGAGAAAAGACGUACCGAAAUGCUUGACAAUUCUGCCGACAACGAGCUUGAAUACCAGCAGAAGCGUCUUGAGCGACUUAAACAGGACAACGCAGCCCUUCACACAGCCAUCUCUACCCCUUUUGACCCGAGAAAGUCGAACGUUACCACCGAUCUUGAGCACGGAGUAAAUGUCGGCGCCCCAGACCAUCAGAAAAUAAUGAGAAGACGAAGCCCAAUAACUAAACGAAUCAAGAAUUUUAGGCGUAACCAAAAACAAUCGAAGAUUCAGCUUUUGAAAGAGGAAAGAGACCGCUUCGACGCCAUGAGAAAAAUCCAACGAAUCGGACUGCUCUGGUGCGUUGGAGCCAUCGGUUUCUGGAAAGCCGAACAACACACACAAGGGCUUUCCUACUUCCAAGCUCUCUAUUUCUGCUAUGUCUCUCUCUUGACUAUCGGAUACGGCGAUCUUUCACCCACCUCCAACGCUGGAAAACCAUUCUUCAUCGUCUGGUCCCUCAUCGCCGUCCCUACCAUGACAAUUUUAAUCAGUGAUAUGGGCGAGACCGUUAUCGCUUCCUUUAAGCGUGGUACUUUCACUCUCGCUGACUGGACCGUUCUCCCAAAAGCAGGCGUCUGGCGUGACUUUUGCGAAGCGCAUCCCUGGCUCCUCCGUUGGAUGCAGAAACGCCAGAUUAAAGAAGCAGAGAAAGAGCAGGCCCGUCGCAUCGCCGAGGGUUUCCGCGCCGGCCCCGCUGACGAAGACGUGGAUGUGGACGUAUGCGGACCCACCCUUGACGAGCUUGCUCAGCAGGGCCCCUUAGAUGAGCCAGCCAUGGCAAGCAAAUUAGCGCUUGCGAUCCGUCGAGCUGCCAACGAUCUCAACUCUGAUCCGCCCAAAAGGUAUACGUACGAGGAAUGGGCGGACUUCACAAGACUUAUAAGAUUCACAAAGCUGGAUCAAGAGGAGUUAGAGGAGGAAGAGGAGGAUACAGGUUUGGUCGAAUGGGACUGGAUUGGGGAGGACAGUCCGAUGCUAGCUCAGAAAAGUGAAAGUGAGUGGAUUCUAGACCGGUUAUGUGAGAGUCUUGGGAGGUACAUGAGGAGGGCGAAUUUUGGGCAAAAGCAGAGGGGAAACGUCGGGUUAGAACAGGAUAAAAAGGUGGUUUGA
This is a messenger RNA of Bacidia gigantensis, 1215 nucleotides long. RefSeq lists its product as uncharacterized. The coding region runs from base 1 to 1215 and encodes 404 amino acids. NCBI's taxonomy places the organism in Eukaryota, Fungi, Ascomycota, Lecanoromycetes, Lecanorales, Ramalinaceae. Gene Ontology annotation, molecular function: potassium ion leak channel activity. Gene Ontology annotation, biological process: potassium ion transmembrane transport; stabilization of membrane potential. Gene Ontology annotation, cellular component: membrane. The transcript is spliced from 2 exons. The record is from RefSeq and is a predicted model, not a curated record.